GAGAGAAACAAGGGGUUCAUGCCGGUAGAUGAACUUACAGGUACCGACAUCAUCGACUGCAUGAGUACAGCUUCACCAACACGGAGACAGCAAUAACCUCAUGGCCUCAACAGUAGGAGCAGCCGCUUCCUCUUUUGUCGAAGCGGCUGCUCACCAUGCUGUUAACGCCAUUCAUCUGGAGGGAAGGGCCAGUGGCACCACCGUGCAGGUGAUUCCAGAUCACAGGUCGAGGGUGGCCCUAGUGAACUUUAGUUGCUGGUUCCUGACUUCUUUCGCCACCUUGUUUUUGGGGUUGCGCAUCUACUGCAAGAGAUACCGAGGACGUGGAUUGUGGUGGGAUGAUUAUGUUUUGAUUCUAUCAUGGAUCUCCCUAACCACCUCCUCAGCACUCAUCUCCUACUCCACCACCCUCGGCUUCGGCCUCCCCACCUCCCUCUUCAACCCCACCAACUCCAUCCCCUUUCUCAACCACUACCUCCUCGUCACCAACUUCGCCGGCACUUUUAGCAUCCUCGCCGCGCUCUGGUCCAAGACCUCCUUCGCCAUCACCGUCCUGCGCAUCGCCCAAGACGACUGGAUCCGUUUUCUCAUCAUCUUCAUCAUGAUCUCCGUCAAUCUAUCGCUCGGCGUCGCCGUCGGCCUCACAUGGGGCCAAUGCGACCCGAUCCCCAAAAUCUGGCAACCUUAUCUGCCAGGGACCUGCAUCGACAAGUCCAUCCAGAUCCACUACAACAUCUUCACGGCUGUCUAUUCGGGCACCAUGGACAUUGUGUUGGCGAUCCUGCCAUGGAAGAUUAUUUGGAUUUUGACCAUGAAUAAGCCGGAAAAGGUGGGCAUCACGGUGGCCAUGUCCAUGGGUGUGUUUGCGGGGGUGGCGUCGAUUAUUAAGGCGAGCGAACUGCCGACGAUUGGAAACUCGAAUUUCACGUUUGAUAGUACGAAUUUGGUGAUUUGGGGCAUUGCCGAGUCGGCGAUUACGAUUGUGGCGGCGAGUAUUCCGAUACUGAGAGCGUUGUUGAAGGAAGCAACAAGAGGAGGGGGGUCCAGAUUGCCGCCGCCGCCGCCGGCCGAGUUUUAUAAUUUGACGAGUUUGGAAAGUGGGAAUCAGCAUGAAGAAGGGCAGGAGGGGGGUGGGAAUACGGAACGGGCGCAAGGGACAACGACGACGACGACGACGACGACGACAACGACGCAAGGGACGGGAGGGACGGGGGGAACAGGGAGUAUGACUGUUACGGGGAGCGAUAAAACAGGACGGAGUAGUAAGAAGAGGGGAUUGUUUGGGAGUUUGAGUACAAGUUUGACGAGGGGGAGUAAAGGGAGUAAUAGGAGCAGAAGUAGUAGUGAUGGAAGGAGAGAUGGGCAGGAGGCUGCAAAUGGACACGGACAUGAUGAUGGGAGGCCGGCGGAGGUGAGCAGACUGAGUAGGUUGAGCAGAGAGUUGAGCGUGGAGACUGCGGAAGGCUUAUCACGAGGGGAUAGUGAUGACACGGUACAUCAACCGAGUGUCAAUGGUGGAAACCAUGGUGGUGGUGGUGUUGGGACGGGACAUGCAGUUACGGACCCGCCACCGACGGGAAGGAGUGUAAACGGACGGGACAUGGAGGUGACAAUCGCGUAUGAUCAGGAUCAGAGGUCACCAACCCGGGAUUCGCACACGCGGAGAAUGUCGGAAUGGCUUGCCUACCAGACCUAUAUCCAGGGGAGCGAUGCCGACUUGGCACAUGUUCAUGCUAUUGUAUGACACCAUGGGGCGGUGACGAUGAUGAUGGGAUCAGGGAGUCAAUGGGAAGGAGGCAAAAUAUCAACAACAAAAAAAGGUGGUUGUCUGUUGUCAGCUUGGUGUUUGGGGUGUUCAACAAUCUGUUGAAUGUAUAUUCAAGGAUACCCGGUGUGUCAAUUCACCACGUUUUCUUUUAUUCCUAUCGUCUACCAUCAUGAUACCAAUAAUGUCCCAAUGACCCA
Neurospora hispaniola is the source of this 1965-nucleotide messenger RNA. RefSeq lists its product as uncharacterized. The record is from RefSeq and is a predicted model, not a curated record. Bases 101 to 1744 code for a protein of 547 amino acids. The transcript is spliced from 2 exons. NCBI's taxonomy places the organism in Eukaryota, Fungi, Ascomycota, Sordariomycetes, Sordariales, Sordariaceae.